AGCUCCCGGCGCUUCCGAUGGGCGUGGCCGCGCGGUGCUGACGCUGGCAGCGGCCGCGCGCGCAGCCUCGAGCGCAGCGGACGGAGCGGCGGCGGCCCGGCCGCACCAUGGUGGCCAAGCAGCGUAUCCGCAUGGCCAACGAGAAGCACAGCAAGAACAUCACGCAGCGCGGGAACGUCGCCAAGACCUCGAGGACGGCCCCGGAGGAGAAGGCGUCGGUCGGGCCCUGGCUGCUGGCGCUGUUCAUCUUCGUGGUGUGUGGAUCAGCCAUCUUCCAGAUCAUCCAGAGCAUCAGGAUGGGCAUGUGAGGGGCUGGUGGCCGGGCACGGCCCCGUCCCCUGUCCUGCCAGCCCCAGGCCCUCGCAUUCCAGGUUCCCUCACGAGUCAUUCCGAGUUUUCUAGCCCGUGCCACAGUGCCUUGAACAGCACCACAUGUACAAAGCAAUAAAGUUAUACUGUUGAUCUACAAUCGUGGACCUGCUUAUUCGGUGAGGCACACACCUGGCGCUCUGUAGGUACGUUCUGCUGUGUGCUGUGUUGACACUUGGGAAUGGACAUCCGCUGUAAGCACCAAGCUGCGGGCCCACUGGAGUCUCUGUGUAGCUGGAAAUGGUUUUAUUUAAGCCAGAAGCCAGGAUUUUUAUAGUAGCUGGAGUAGGGAUUUGAAGCAUGUUCAUAAGGAAGCGGUCGGGUUGCGCAGCGCUCUGUAGUUCACCCAGGUGCGUCCUCUCUGUACGCGUAGAGCAGCCUUCCCGCAGCAUGUGGCAGUGCACUCAAAUGCUUCUCGCGGCGGAAAACCUCUUCCUAUACCUCUUCUCCUAAUAAGAAUGGAAUGCUUGUUUGUAUAGAGUUUGGGAGUUAAUUAAUUAGCAGCUGGCACGACCGAGCAGCAGCCAUUUCUGCCAUAGCCUGAUGCUGAAGCUUCGCAGGCUGCUGAGCGCGCGGGGCGGAGGUGCUGCUGUACGGAGUCUCUCCUGGCUGUGGGCCCUGACUCUGCUGUAAAUAAUCCUUGGACAGCUUCCCACAAGCGGUGAUCGUUCUAAACUCUGCCAUGUUGCAGGGGAAUGUUCUGGGCAGGUACAGGGGCCCUGCCCUUCCUGCCCACAGUUCUGCUUUUACGUGCAGCCUCUGCAGCGUGUGGUCUGUCUCGCAAUGUGUAUUUAAUCCUAUUUAAGGUAAACUCUGCUUUCAACUCGAUUUCCUCUUGACGAUGGAUCCAGUACCUAACUGCUUCCCUAUGGAUGAUGACAGUUCCUUUCUAGUGAUGCUGAAGAAAAAAGGAAAAGCGCCCUUCUUGCAGCCAGAGACACCUGUGACUGAGAUUACUGUGGAAAAUACUGCUAUUGAUGGUGUUUUACUGCCGGUGGCCCAGGUUUUGCAUUGGCCUCUUGCUGUCUGUGUUAUGGUAAACAGGGCGAGCAGAAAGGGCUCUGCUGUUGGAUGCGGUGGCUACAGGAAGAUUUCUUU
Messenger RNA from Cuculus canorus (common cuckoo), 1467 nucleotides. It is a transcript of the gene SERP1, whose product is annotated as stress associated endoplasmic reticulum protein 1. Gene Ontology annotation, biological process: endoplasmic reticulum unfolded protein response. The transcript has 3 exons. Lineage: Eukaryota; Metazoa; Chordata; Aves; Cuculiformes; Cuculidae. Bases 108 to 308 code for a protein of 66 amino acids. The record is from RefSeq and is a predicted model, not a curated record. Gene Ontology annotation, cellular component: endoplasmic reticulum.